Messenger RNA from Chinchilla lanigera (long-tailed chinchilla), 2397 nucleotides. RefSeq names its product RAB4A, member RAS oncogene family (gene Rab4a). Gene Ontology annotation, molecular function: GTPase activity; GTP binding. Gene Ontology annotation, cellular component: postsynaptic recycling endosome. Gene Ontology annotation, biological process: regulation of endocytosis; Rab protein signal transduction. NCBI's taxonomy places the organism in Eukaryota, Metazoa, Chordata, Mammalia, Rodentia, Chinchillidae. The record is from RefSeq and is a predicted model, not a curated record.
CGCCCCCUUUCUGCGCGUGCGCGGAGCCGAGUCCCGCUGGGCCGCAGCCCGUGGCCCGGCGUUCGCCCUGGGUCUACGCCCGGCCCACUGCUCGGUCCCACCGGACGGUCAGACCCGCGGAGGCGGCAGGAUGUCGCAGACGGCCAUGUCCGAGACCUACGAUUUCUUGUUUAAAUUCUUGGUUAUCGGAAAUGCAGGAACUGGCAAAUCUUGCUUACUCCAUCAGUUUAUUGAAAAAAAAUUCAAAGAUGACUCAAAUCAUACAAUAGGAGUGGAAUUUGGUUCAAAGAUAAUAAAUGUUGGUGGUAAAUAUGUAAAGUUACAGAUAUGGGACACAGCAGGACAAGAACGAUUCAGGUCUGUGACAAGAAGCUACUACAGAGGUGCGGCUGGGGCUCUCCUUGUCUAUGACAUCACCAGCCGAGAAACCUACAAUGCGCUUACUAAUUGGUUAACAGAUGCCAGAAUGCUGGCCAGCCAGAGCAUCGUCAUCAUCCUCUGCGGGAACAAGAAGGACCUGGAUGCCGACCGGGAAGUCACCUUCCUUGAAGCCUCCAGGUUCGCGCAAGAGAACGAGCUGAUGUUCUUGGAGACAAGUGCACUAACAGGGGAGAAUGUAGAAGAGGCCUUUGUGCAGUGUGCAAGAAAAAUACUUAACAAAAUCGAAUCAGGUGAAUUGGACCCGGAAAGAAUGGGCUCAGGCAUCCAGUAUGGAGACGCUGCCCUGAGACAGCUGCGGUCCCCAAGGCGCACACAGGCCCCGAGUGCACAGGAGUGCGGGUGCUAGGAGCAGGUGUCUUCAAUGAAAUAUGGACACCAGGGAUGGAACUCAAAGAAUUUGAAGUUUUUUUACCACCAUCUUUUUUCUACUCUAUGCAGAAGUAGAUCUUUGUGGGGAAAAGACAGUGCGGGGUGUGAUGCAGGCUGGUGUGGACACACCCAGCAGCCACAUAAUGACCCUGACCAGUGGACAGCACCCUCAGACUUACGCACAUGUGUAAAAACCUCUUGUCCCGCGCUGUCCCUCUCACCUUCAGCGUGAGCCGUGACCGUGUACUGUGUGUACCCCCAUGCUUUUCCAUUGCAUGUAUCCGGUGUAUGAUAGAAUGUUGCAAUGCAGUUUAAUAUUUUUUUUAAUCAUAGGAACUGAAAAUCGUUAAUAUGAGGUGUGCUUGCUCAUCAUAUUGGUUAUAUUUAUGACCUGAUAUUCAAGGACUCUGGCAUUAAUAGCCAGUGUGUUACUUAUUUAAUUCUGCUUUCCACAUUCUGCACUGUGUUAUGUGAUCCACACUUGAAAUACCAAUGAUCAUUCACUAACAUCUUGAAAUAAAGUGAAAGGCGGAGUUUCCCAUGAACUGUAUGCCGUGCGUUCUUAGUUGACGUUAGGCUUCUGCCCAAGUCAGCCCGAGGCUCUUUACCUGUUGUCCUGCGCUGUUGUGACCCAUGUGACUGGUGCCAGGAUUCUGGUGCCUUCGACCCAUCCCCUUAGGCACACAUUCCCCCAGGACCAGGGUUACACGGCAAGCACAGGCAGCUUCUGUGCCUCCAGCUGCUGAUAUGUCUGGUCUCCCAUGAGAAAGCACCGGUUUGCUACUGUCCUUUUUCUGGAGUUCGGUAUAAGGGCAUCACUGCCUCUGUUUCAAAUCUUCCAUUAUGUUGUGUUCAGGGAGACCCACUAACUCUAACGCAUAGUAAAAGGAUACUAACUGAGAAACUUCUUCUUAGCUUUUGUUGAGUAUUUAAAUGCCCCGCUACAGUUAUGGAUUGACCUGUUUUUCACAUAGUGGGUAUAGUGAAGUAUCACAUAUAUUAUAAACAUUGUUCUUAUAACGUAGAAUGCCAGUGCAAAAACUAUAUAAUGAAAACUUUCUUUAAAGCUGAGGUACAGUAUUAAGUCAGAAAGGCUGAAAAGUAUUCUUCACAUUACAUGUCCUUCCGCUGUGACUUUUUAGUCAUAGACUGGUAAACUUACUAACAUGUAUUUAGAAGCUGCCUACUCCUUUUCUUGUCUUAUUUUAGUAAACAUAGGAGCACAGAGACACAAACUUUAGAAAAUGAUUUGGCUAAAAAUAACAGUAUGUAUCUAUUUUAGAUAUUUUAACGUUUUAGGAUUUUUUUAUCCCAUGAAUAUUUUGCUUUGAAAAUUUAGAUGCUGAAGCAAAUUCUCAAACUGAACCAUCUCUAGAAACUCGCUGGAGAGCGAUUCACUGCAGUCUCACUGGACUGCUCAGCUUGGAUCAGCCCCUUGGGGUAGGAGCACAUCAGUUCAUUCGGGGCAGGAAUUGUUUUAUGAGCAAGUUAAGACAAACUUGUUUUAUGAGCAAGCCUGUAACUAAACCGUAGAUACUAUAUAUUCCUCCAUGUUCUGUGACCAAUAAAAGUUGCUGGAGAACAGUU